ACGCAUGCGCAGUACGUCUGGAGAGAGACUCCCGGAGAGGCAAAAGCGUCGUUAGUGUCUCUGCGGCGAGGGAAGCCCGGAAGCCGCUCUAGGCUGUCCCUCUCGCUUCCCCUCUCCAACGGAAGUCCAUGCGCUCUCCAACGGCCCUGACUCAUUUGCCCCGGAAGUUCACUCCCACGGCGCAGCCCCACCCUCCAUUUGCCCCGGAAGUUUAUAUCGGCACCCGGAAGUGGCGGCCGGAGCGUCUGGAAGGAAGGAGGCCGAGGCGGAGGAGGAUGUCGGAGUACGAGGCCGUCCAGCGGGGACCUCUGCGCCUGAAGGGCGGCGUCGGGGUGUCCCCCGCAGGGAAGCGGUGAGGGGGAGAGCGAGACGCCCCCGGAGGCCUCCUAGAAGGGAACUUCCGGUCGCGCGGGAGGGACUUCCUGCUGCUUUUGGAUGAGCGGGCUAUAAGGCCCUUGGGGCUUACAAAGCGCUUGUGCGCACGCGCGGGGAGGGAUAGCGCCCCAGGAGCCUGCGGAACUCCCUGCCACGGGAGGAAAGGUGGUAGCCGCCAAGCUAGAUGGCUUUUUUCUGUUUGCAGGAAGAAAAAGAAAGAUAAGGAGAAAAGCAAGAUCGUGGACCAGAUCGUGAGCAGCAAGAUGCAGGAGGAGGAGGAGGAGGAAAAGCGGGCCCUGGACAAGAGGACCCCAGCGCAGCUGGCCUACGAGAAGAUGCAGGAGAAGCGGGUGGGUGUUUGCCGGAAGCAGGCAAGGGGGGGCAGUUUGACCCAGAAGCAGGUGUUAUAAGAAAACUACUGCUCCCUUUCCCUUAUGGGGUACCCAAGAGCCCCUAUAGAGUUGGUAGGAGAAAAUAACAGAGGCCAAGCAGAGAAUAUUGAGAAGCAAAGCCGCUAGUAAGCCUGGUCAUUAUUGAACUGUUGCAACAGGGUCUUCACUCCCCACAUUCAGGGAGGGAGGAGAGGAACCCAGAACAAUGGUGCACAAGCCCCUAUAUAGACUUUUGAAAAUGCCUCCCCUGUAGCUCAAGACCACCCCCCAAAACAUCACGCAGACAUCACAGAAAGAGGUGGUCCCCAGCAGAAAUGGGAGUGUGUUGCUUCUCUCCUGUCUGCCAGGAGACCUGAUCAAUCAUGCCUUAUCAAUUGCCUUUUCCGGGUAGCCUGGCCAUUCCUUGGAGACGGUCAAUACUCAGUUCCUGAAUCUCUUACGCAUAUUGAGAGUGUGCUCAGCUGAACAGAUACUUACCAGACUGUAUUUGAAAAGUGAGGCAUAAGCCCCUACAGUCCAAAGGCAAUUGGAAAGCUUUCCCCAUUUCCUUCCUCCUUGCAGAGAAAUAUUUGAGGUCAAUUUGGGAGAGUCCAAAUGGCCUCAGGAUUGCUCUCCUGUACUAUUUCAGACACGUGGUUUAUAUACUUACGUGUGUGUUUGCCAGUGGCGUAGCGUUGGGGGUGCAGGGGGGGCCGGCCGCACCGGGCACAACAUCUGGGGGGGCGCGCUCGCCCUCACAGCUCUCUGCCCCUACCUGGCUCACUCACUCACUCUCACUGCAGACAAUACAUGUGCUUAGGGGGUAAGGGUUUCUUUAACUAAUCUAGUGGAAGAGACUCGAGUGCUAAAAUCCACGGGUUAGGGGGCGCAAAUCCACGGGUUAGGGGGCACAAAUUACUUGCCUUGCCCCGGGUGCUGACAACCCACGCUACGCCACUGGUGUUUGCCUUGUACAUUUGUGAACAUUUAUUUUACAUAUAUAAGACCUUAGAAUUCAUUUAACACAAGGGAGAUGGGCUGAGGAGGGACAAAAGUAACUGCUCCUCUUUUCCCCCCUGCCCUGCAGCAAAUCGAGAGGAUCCUGAAGAAAGCAUCCAAAACCCACAAGCAGAGAGUCGAGGUGAGUCGCUGCCCCAAGGGAGAGAUGCUGCCUUAAACAUGCUUGCUCUGACAAGAGUUUCUGGGGAAUGGUUUGCCUGCGCGAAGGGAAGGACAGGAGGAAUGGGCACGCAAAGAGGUGAGGGAUCCCGCAGCAGCAAGCAGAGAGGAAGGACUGCAAGGACUCUGCUGUGUAGGCAAAGAAGGUCUGUCUCUUUGUUAACACUUACUGCCCGGGUCCUUCGGCUGCAACGUGGAACCAGCGACCUUCUGCAUGCAAAGCAUGGCAUCCCUGACCUCCGAGCUCUGUGGCUUCCUCCAUGUACUGCUCAAAUAAUAAUAAUAAUUUCUUACUUAUACCCCGCCCAUCUGGCCAGGCCUCCCCAGCCAAUCUGGGCAGCUUUCAAUAGAAUAUUAAAAACACCAAUCAUUAAAAACUUCCCUAAACAGGGCUGCCUUCAGAUGUCUCCUAAAAGUAAGAUAGUUGUUUAUUUCCUUGACAUCUGCUGGGAGGGUGUUCCACAGGGUGGGCGCCACCACCGAGAAGGCCCUCUGCCUGGUUCCCUGUAACCUCACUUCUCACAUGGAGGGAACUGCUAGAAGGUCCUCGGAGCUGGACCUCGGUGUCCGGGCUGGACAAUGGGGGUGAAGGCUUGAAGAAGAGAGAGGUGGGGGUGUUAGGGGUUUUCCCCCGGGUUGUCACCACAAAUGUCAGGAGAGAGAAUUUCCCGGUCUCCCUCUUUGCCUCAGGGCGGCUGUGUGCCCUUCGUUAGAGAGGAAAGUUCUUCUGUUUGGCAGGCUGGGGCCUUGAAGUUAGCAUCUAGCCAGCAGACUGUUAAUUCUUUGCCCAUGGUCUUCCCAUCUGCGAUGCAUUUUGUAUAGAAGCAAUUUCUAACCUUGCACAUUUUGUGAAAAUCGGCGUCCUGGUUUUUUCCUGACGAAUCCCCUUCUUAUAGCCAGAUUUGGGCUGCAAGCGGGGCUCCAAAUUGCUGUCAAAUCUAACCAGUCUGCUUGCAGAGAAGGGCUCACCCACGCCACACGCAAGCCGGCCUCAGCGAUGUGCCCGGCAAACGAUGCUUUCUUGCCGUGGCCGGCUAACUGGAACGCGGGGCUAAUCUGCCUUCCGUUAGUAUUGAUCAGGCUUCCCUGAAGUAGGCAGGCAUAUAUAAUUAAACGUGGGUUUUUAAAUAUAUUCCAAGAUGAUUGAAGUCGCUUCAGUUGCCUUGAUUUUGCAUCUCUCUCUCCUUUCCCAUCCUAGGAUUUCAAUCGGCACCUGGACACCUUGACAGAACAUUACGACAUCCCAAAAGUCAGCUGGACCAAAUGAGCCAUUUUUGUUUUGCUUCUCCCCCACUCCCCAGGCUUGUCUCGUUUUGCUAAAAGGGCACAACUUGGCAAACAGGACAGUUUCUGGAUUGGAGACCUUGUUCGGCACAACCUUCUGUAACUGGUUCGAUUAAACUUGCGUUUUAAAAUAGAUUGAACAUCUGGAUCUUACAGCUUCAAGUAAAUGGCCGCUGUUCUUUACCUGCCGAAAAUCUCAAUUUUCCAUUAUAUUAUCACAUAUUUAAACACUGUAUCUGACUCUAGCUUAAAUAAAGGCAAAGGAGGCCAUAUACAAAACGUUUGAUCAGGAUUCUGUGACUAAACGGUUAAUGUGUUUUGCUUUAUUUACCGCCAGCUCAUCGGUUCUCCUUCUCCUGACUGCUGCCCUGCAUUUGAGGGCGUUUCCCCUUCCUCCUAGAACAUGACUAGUGACAGCUGCCAAGACAUAUAACGCCUAUUUGCAUCGUUUUCAUUAAACCAACAAUCAAAAUGCUUUACUUUUCCUCCUCUCGGCACUUGACUAGGAAAGCCCAGCACACGGGGACUCGUUAAACAUUUAAAAACCAAAACUGCUCCCGAAGAAAAUUAAAAAUACAGAAAAACAGCGUCUCUCUGUCCACAGAGGCGAACGAACGUAUUUUUGAGCAAAAGGCAAACGACUCCUUUUACACAAACCUAUCCUCGUUGCAGUUCUUAAACGUGAAAGUGACCCAAGUUUGGGCACAGCCAGCUUCAGGUGUGGCUAAGUCAACAUCAGCCUUGUCCUGAAACACACAAACUAGCUUGCAUGUUUGAAAAGGACAGAGGCUAAAGGAAACAGACACAGGAGCCCCUCAAUCCAUUUUAUAAAAAGUGUUAACACUUCAAAAAAAGAAAACAGAAGAAUGCACCAACUUUCUGGCUUCUGAUUUUAGUUCAAGGGCCCCCAUCCAUGUCUUUUCCUUCCUCCUGUUUCUCAGGCUCAGACAGCUGCCUCCAAAUCGAAGCCAGGUGUGGUUUUAUUCUUGUCUGAGCCUUCCGAAAGUCAAUAAGGGCCUUGUUGACACUAUUCAGUAAGUGGAACCGUGAAAAGCAGGACACAAAUCAGGGAUCCCUUUUCCCCCAGGGAGGCUGUGCUAGGCAGCAGCUACGGCAGCGUUUAUUUGCCUGAAGAUAGCCAGCAUUUGGGAAUCAUUUCUCAAGUCUCUCACACUUCCCACAGAAAAUACUUUCCAGCAGCAGCAAUGCCAACCCCACUGGGUGGGAACCACCUUCUGAUGCGAUCAGCAGAGCCUCUCCUCCCAUCUCCCCACCAAAACGCAUUUGCCGAUGACCUAGAAAGAGUCUGAAAUGCCAAAGAAGCAUUCCUCCGCUCGUUUUGCAGCUGAUCUGGCCGGCUGGAAGUCUUAAACUCGCCAGAGUUUCAAAAAAAACCAAGCAAGCGGUUUGUCAUUCCCCUGAACACCGCUGCUGCUCCCUGUCCGAUUCAGGGAAUGGAGCGCUUCUUAUUCCCAACCCCAACCUCCUGUGCCCUAUGGUACGAUUUCAGCACUAAAUCCAUAUUCAUUACAGUGCCAAAUUUACGUAUAAGCUAAACAAGCUCUAGCUUGGGGGCCCCAAAAAACCUGGAUGUACAUUUCCAAAAUAUAAGAUAGAAAACAAAAUUAAACCUACAUACAGCAACAGCGUUUUGUGUUGUGUAGGCUCCUAUGGUGUAAGUCAUGGACCCCGCCUGCUCCCUAAAAUAUCACUGGUUUGCUCCUUUCUAUAUAUAGGGUGCCGACAUUCUGCAUGGACUGGUUACAUGGCAAUAUGUGCAAAUGGCUUGCGAUACCUAUUGGGUCCAUCAAUGACCAUCUAGCAUAUAUUUAACACACAAAAACAGUGACAAUUUGUUGUCGACAAAGGACAGCUGGACAUAAAAGGGCCCCAUUGCCUUCAGUAGCUUAGGGCUUCAUCAAACCCACAUCCGGCCCCGAUUCAUUAUGUUAAGAAAUGCCCCACAAAGUGGAAAUGUGUAUAGGGGGGGAGAAAGGUUUUAUUAUUAGACUGAAAGCUUAAAAAUAAAAAAAAAGCUAUUGCCAUGUUAACAGGAUACAUAUCGAGGGAUUGGGUGGUUGAAUUCAUGUUGCCCGUUUCCCUUCCUUCCACCCUCCUUGCAAAAAAAUUAAUAAAUACAGAAGUGCAGAAGUUUCCCCGUCAGAGCACCCUAAGAUUGGCCAACGGGAAAUGCCUUCUGCUUUUUUUGGUCUGCUUCUCAAGAUGUUCAAGGAGAUGAAACACACACACAAAGAAAUAGUAUUUUGGCACAGCUCUGUAAACUAGGAAGCCAGUACGUCUAGCCUUCCUAUGGAAUGUGUAAGCUUCUAGUUUUACGAACUUUCUGUAAACGAGGAAGACUGCGAAAGAAAGCCGUCUUCCGGCGGAACGUUGCAGGCUUUCUGCAUAAACUUUGCGCUUCUGCAAGAGAGUUUUCUGCGGUCUUGCGAUUGCAGUAAGAAACGGCAGCUAAGAAAAUGACGCUAACUACCGCCAAUAGCUCCGUUUCCCUGUCACCUCAACUGGGCCCGUGCUCCCUGCUCGGUUUUGCACAAAACACGUGCGUUUCCAGUUAUCAAGAGAAGUUAGCACCUUCGGAGCAGCCCUGCGGGAAACGGAUGCCUUGGCGCACAGCUUUCCCGGUUUCGCAACGUUCUGCCGCAGAGGAUUACGAACAAACAAAAAAAACUACAUUCAGUUGGUGCCCAAAACCUCAAUGCUUAAAGGGGGAAAGAGGGAGGAUAAGAGAAGGUUGGCAUUUUGUGUGAUCUGAAAGGUGGGGAAGACGAGAGAGAGAAAGCAGGAGAAAAGAAGUGGAUUCAAAGAGGAAGCCGCUAUUUUUGGCAGGAUCCUCUUGGCUUCCCGAAGUCCGGGUGAUUUUUCCGGCGCGGAGUUAUAUGCUGCCGAGCUCGCUGAGGGUCUGAUCCAGCGUCCGGUGCAAAGUCAGGUUCUCUUCUUUCGCCUGGGCAACUUUUUCU
Podarcis lilfordi (Lilford's wall lizard) is the source of this 6187-nucleotide messenger RNA. NCBI's taxonomy places the organism in Eukaryota, Metazoa, Chordata, Lepidosauria, Squamata, Lacertidae. The record is from the annotation of a GenBank genome assembly.